AUGUCGGCUGCAUUCGAUCGUGAUGCAAAGCACUUCUGGCCCUUCUGGCUAAGUCGGGAAUAUGGCGCCAAUUUUGCAUCUCUGAGCAUCGGAUCUGAGUUGACUCAGGUGACUGUAUCGUGUGAUGGUACCAAGAUAGCUGCCGCUCAAUCGGGUGGCCAAAUCCAAACAAGCUCCGAUGGAAAUGAAUGUGCAGCAGUGGGCGAAGUUCAGGAUUGGCAAGGUGUGAGCAUGUCAAGUGAUGCCUCCGUAAUGGCUGCAAUUGUGUCCAACGGGAGCAUUUGGACUAGCAAUGAUGGCGGCGCAAAUUGGACGGAGGACACUUCCGAAGGGAGUGCCAAAAUGUGGAAUCGCAUACUUGUGCAAUCCGAUGGCUCCGCCGUCUUUGCAACGGUGACAAACUCUGGACUCUGGAAAGGCGAGGAGAUCAGUAGCAUAUCCAGCUUCACAAGGCUCAUGUGCUUCCUCAACACCCAGGACCUGAAGCGCUUUGGCGGAGUGGGCCAGAAGCUUGGCACAGGCAAGGAGGAGAACGAAAAGGAGUCCAGCUUUCCUAGGGGCCUGGAGGUGAAUGGGAUCCGUGUGGCACUGAUCUUGAUAUGGAGUGGCCGUGGAAUCCUGGCAUCUUUCAUGCUCCCUGACAGGGAAGGCCCGCUAACGGUAUGGUGGCUCAAGUAUGAGGAAAACGAAGACCUCCGAAGUGAGGGUCCUAGGUUGGAGGGCGAGUCUGCAGGGCCCAACUAUGGAGCCAUUCCACAGGAAGAGCAAGGCCCCGGGGUCUUCAGCUGCUGGUACAGAUGCGGCUAUUUACCAAGAGGCCUGGCCAGCCCAGCCGGAUUCCUUGGUGGCACCUCGAGCACAAGGAGCCCUGGAAACAAGGACUACUUUGACGAGACAGCAGUUGGUGGGAGCAAGAGGCCGAACGACGGCGCGCAGGCGGCAGGUGGUGUGUUUGAUCCGCUGGAGGGGCCACAGAUGCGGACAGUUCUGGCAGCAUUCCUAGAGAACUUGUGCAAGAAGAGGUACGUAAGCAGGUGCACAGUGGAGUUAGCUGGAGUUCAGAAGGAGCUGCGGCUGAUGGUCUCGGAGUACCAGGCGGCAAUCCACAGUCUGUUCCUUAUGGUCUUGGCGUACCAACCAGCAAUCCACAGUCCGUCCCACAUGGUCUUGGCGUACCAGGUGACAAUCCACAAGCUGUCACAUAUGGUCUUGGCGUACCAGACAGCAAUCCACAGGCUAUUCCAUAUGGUCUUGGCGUACCAGGCAGCAAUCCACAGGCUGUCCCACAUGGUCUUGGCGUACCAACUAGCAAUCCGCAGUCCGUUCCACAUGGUCUUGGCGUACCAACUAGCAAUCCGCAGUCCGUUCCACAUGGUCUUGGCGUACCAGGCAGCAAUCCGCAGUCCGUUCCACAUGGUCUUGGCGUACCAGGCAGCAAUUCGCAGUCUGUCCCAUAUGGUCUUGGUGUACCAACCAGCAAUCCGUAGUCUGUUCCACAUGGUCUUGGCGUACCUGGUGGCAAUCAGUUUAGGGGCCCUUACAGAUGAUGAAGCAGGUGUAGCAUCACUUGGAGCCGCCAGGGGGAGGUUGGAGUUUUCAGGCCUCUUUCGUCUUCGCCGCGGCCACGCGCAGGAGGACGUGCAGGCUUACCGCCUGCCAGCUUACAGAGAGUCCAGAACGUUUGGGGACUAUGAGGUUGGGGUUCCACCGGGUUUGGAAGGCGCUACAACCCACCAUGUACCUGAUCCACUACCUCCACAGCCUACUGCAACCAACAUCCCAGCAGCCCCUGUGAAUGAGAAUAAGGAGCCCAGUCCUUUGGAUGUACUUAUCACGGGGAUGUCUCAGCUCCAGCAGGUCCUCUUGAAGAAGAACGAGGUGAUGGAGAUUGACAUGAAGGGCACUCCGGAGCUGCCCAAGUUGGGAGAAUACACUCCAGAGACGGGUGCGAUCGACUUCCAGGACUUCUUGUACCUAGUGGAGCAGCAGAUCGGAUCGCUGGCUAGCGGCGCGGGAGAAUGGUGGCAGAAGACGUUGGAAGUUUCCCAGGCAGCGUACAGUGAGUACCAGAUGCUUUCGCCGGUGAAGAGGUUGGGAGUGAAGGCCCAGCUUACACCGGAACUACGUGACGAGAAGUACAAGAGGUUGGAGCGCAAAGUGGCGGCGAUGUUGCUGAGUGCUCUUCCAAAGGGCGUCAAGGACGACCUCAUCGCCUACAGGGACCAGGGAGUCCACCAGAUCUUGUAUAGACUGAUGGUGAUCUUUCAGCCGGGAGGGGCUCAGGAUCGAGCACAAAUCCUUCGACAAUUGGACGUGUCGGAGUCAGCAGCUGGACCCCCGGAGGCAGUGUUGGCUAUCCGGCGGUGGUACCGCCUUUUGCAGAGGGCGUCGGACCUGGGAGUGACCUUGCCUGACGAAAGUAUCCAGGUCAGGUCUCUCUCAACAAUAGUGAGAAAGACCUCGGAGCAGAAUGCGGACUUCAAGUUUCGUUUGGCCCUUGCCCGUACGGAGCUGCAGAUCGAUACGAGGCCAAACCAGCAGAAUGUUUUGAAGUACAUGCAACACCUGUUGGCGGAGUUGGAGCAGCUUGGUUCUACAACGAAGAAGGGCACGCCAGUGACUACACCGGCGGCUUCAACUACCACGCCUCCGAGCACUACGGCUACAACUCCGUCUACAACCUUAAAGGGCUUGCAGGGAACAGAGGCUGUCUCCAAGGCCGCUGCAAAGCCCAAGGCCGCUCCUGUUGUGGAUGGGAAAAAGGUGUGUCAGUGGUUUGGCACCGACAAUGGUUGUCGGAAUGGCAGGUCCUGCACUUUUCAGCAUAGCUGGUCUGGACUGUCCAGGGCAGAAAGGUGCCUGUUGUGCGGCUCUAAGAAACACCGGGCCAAGGAUAGCACUAACAACAAGGAGUCUACAUCCCCCGAGCGUGGAGGCCCGCCGCGGCCACAGAAGCCAGGAGCGGGGACUACUGCAGCGGCGACAGCGAGCACUUCUUUGGCCUCAGCUAAUGUAACAGAAGAGCCUGCCCCUGGAGCUGCAACGGUGCCCCCUACCACGUCCUCUACAACCACCUCCAAUAAGAUUGAUGCUGCCAAGGUGACCGAGAUCCUGAGUGAGACCAACAAGAUGUUGAAGGCCCUUACAGCCAAUCAACCCGCAACGCCGGUGGCGGCGUCAAGCUCUGUCGACCCCCUCGAGAUGAUCCAGAAGCAGCUUGAUGAGGUUCGGCGAUCGAAGGUUUUGAGGGUGAAGGAUGCGGCAGAGCCAUCUUCAUCCUUCAGCAGCGCUGUGUCGUGGUAUGAAGCGAGGUUGAGCUCCUCUACAGUGUCGGGCCCAGCAAAGUCGGACUAUGAAGAGGCCCUCCUCGACAGCGGUGCUAGCCACGCUUACAGGGCUCCUUUGUCGGAAGAGGAGCUAGAGGCUGCCCGUCGGGUGGGAGUUGCAUUGGCCACUGGUGAAGAGCGAGCUAUACCGCAAAACUCCGGCGGCACCCUCUUGAGCGAGGGCGGACAUGAAGGGACCAUUUUGCCGAUGGGCCAAUUGGUCAAGCUGUUGGGCUGCAAGGUACUGUGGAACGAAGAUGACGGUGGUUCACCCUGUACAUGA
Symbiodinium necroappetens is the source of this 3609-nucleotide messenger RNA. NCBI's taxonomy places the organism in Eukaryota, Dinophyceae, Suessiales, Symbiodiniaceae. The record is from the annotation of a GenBank genome assembly.